Molecule: messenger RNA, 2570 nt
Organism: Salarias fasciatus (jewelled blenny)
Lineage: Eukaryota; Metazoa; Chordata; Actinopteri; Blenniiformes; Blenniidae
Exons: 3
Coding region: 53-2338 (761 amino acids)
Cellular component (GO): nucleus
Molecular function (GO): DNA binding
Source: RefSeq, a predicted model, not a curated record
UGUUCGGGGCGCUGCUGCGUCUCACUGAGGAAAUACUUCAUCUGCAGCAAAAAUGAGUUCAGUCCAGGCUUUGAAAGAGUUUAUCAGCGAGCGACUAACAGCUGCUGCUGCAGAAAUAUUCACCGCGUUUCAGCAAACUGUCGUUCAGUGUGAGGAGGAGAUCCGUCAUCAGCGCAGAUUGUUGGGAAUCGGAAAAGAGAGUCCACAGCGACACACUGGUGCCCAGAAGACGAGCUCCAGCAUGGAGCAGGACGAACAUGAAGCUCCACACAUUAAAGAGGAGGAGGAUCUUGUUGAGGUGACUGUUACUGAUGGAGAAAGAGACAAUUCUCACAACUCUGUGAGGGACUUGACCACCCAGAGACUGACUGCUGCUGCUGUGGAAAUAUUCGCCAUGGUUGAACAAACUAUCGUCCAGUACGAGGAGGAGAUUGAGCGACAGCGCAGACUUCUGGAAAUCAACUGGAAUCCUCAAAUCAAGUUACACAGAACAGAACUCCCACAGAACCGUGACUGCAGAGAGGAGCAGCUCUUUAAAGAGGAAACAAACUACUGUUUAGACCUGGGAGAACCAGAACCUGCACUGAUUCAAAUGGAACGAGAAGAACCAGGACUUUUGCAUUUCAAAGAGGAACCGGAGGAACCAGAACCUCAGCAGAUCAAAGAAGAACCCGGAUUUCUGCAGUUUGAAGGUCAACAGUCUGAAGAGCUCGAUGAAAUGGGGACCAGCCAGGAGGGAGAGCAGCUCAUACUCAAGUUUGAAAGUGAUUCCUUCAAGUUUCCUUCUAUUAAGAAUGAAAGUUACCUGAGAGAACCAGAAGAAGUUCCAGACACUGAGCAGUUCCUGUCUCAGGACUCUGAAGUCCACCAUGUGAAAAAUCACAUUGACUCAGAAUCAGCUGUAAAUGCAGAGCUGAAAACAAUCAGCAUGUUUCAUAGUGACGGUGUGGAGAACCUUCCCGAGUCAGACAAGCAGGAUGAAUAUGGAAAAUCUGUUUAUGGGGCAACAUGUGGUGAAACUGUCACUGAUGAGAUGAAAACAGUUUGUGAACUCUAUGGUAAAAGUUACAACCAACAGAGUGCGAUGGCGCCUGUGAAGAGACAAGCUUACGAAGCGGAAUUCAAACUCAAGGCAAUCAGUCACGCAGUACAACAUGGCAAUCGAGCCGCUGCGAGGGAAUUCAACAUCCACGAAUCCAUGGUGCGGAAGUGGCGGAAGCAAGAAGGUGACCUCCGCCGAGUCAAGAAGACUAAGAAGAGUUUCCGAGGGAACAAAGCAAGAUGGCCACAGUUAGAGGAUAAAAUGGAACAGUGGGUUGUUGAACAGAGAGCAAAGAGCAGGAGCGUGUCUACAGUCUCUAUUCGACUCAAAGCAGCAGAGUUUGCACGUGACUUGAAUAUCGAGAACUUUCGAGGAGGUCCUUCUUGGUGCUUUCGUUUUAUGAAAAGGCGUAAUCUCUCCAUACGCUUAAGGACUACCGUCUCACAGGAACUGCCAAAGAAUUACAGACAGACCGUGGCCGUUUUCCGGACCUACUGCACCAACAAGAUCUCCGAAAAGAAGAUCCGGCCAGAACACAUCACCAGUAUGGACGAGGUCCCCCUCUCCUUCGACAUCCCCGUGAAAACAGUGACGAGCACAGGGUCCAUCCACGAGAGGUCAUCCUUCACUGUGGUUCUCGGCUGCCAGGCUGAUGGUCAGAAACUACCACCGAUGGUCAUUUUCCAGAGAAAGACUUUACCAAAAGAAAGGUUCCCAGCCGGCGUCAUCGUCAAGGCCAACCCGAAGGGCUGGAUGGACGAGGAGAAGAUGAGUGAGUGGCUGCGAGAGGUUUACGUGAAGAGACCGGAUGGUUUUGCCCCCACGUCGCCCUCGCUGUUGAUCUGUGACUCCAUGCGCGCCCAUCUCACCGAAGCCGUCAAAAUGCAAGUGAAGAAAAGUAAUUCGGAGCUCGCCGUCAUUCCGGGUGGAUUAACCAAAGAACUCCAGCCGCUGGACAUCGGCAUCAACAGGUCAUUCAAAGUGAAGCUACGAGCCGCGUGGGAGCGCUGGAUGACUGAAGGCAGACACACCCUCAUCAAGACGGGGAGGCAGCGCCGGCCGAGUUACUCCAUUGUCUGCCAGUGGAUCGUGGAUUCCUGGGCUCAGGUAUCGGCCUCGUGUGUCGUCCGAGCGUUCACAAAGGCCGGAAUCAUCGCGCCACGUACCGGUGACGGCAACGAGACGGACUCGGAUGACGAGGAGAGGGAUCCGGGCAUGCUUGACGCCGGAAUCGCCCAACUGUUUAACUCAGACACUGAAGAUGAAGGCUUUGAUGGAUUUGUGGGAUGUGAUUGAACUGAAAAAGUGAGUGUAUGGUUUUGUGCUUGACAUGUUGCAACUGCACGAUGUGGAGUUGUUGUGAAUGACUGGAGUAAAGUCUGACUUUUGCUUGAUUCGCCUUAUUAUUUAUUUACAUACUUAUCGUAGCAUAUUUGCUGUAGUUAUUUGUUACCGGUAAGUUGUGUUCUGUGAGUUCCGAUGUUUUCAGGUUACCUGAAGGGUGGUUGGGACUCAGAAGUGAGUGUUU